CGACGUCAACGACGAUCGCAUCACUUGGCGGUAAUGUCCAUCGCUGGGAAUCGCAACAACUCGACUGCGACCGCCACCAUCACGGCGCUGCCGCUUCUGUCGUCUCUGCAGUCGCCUCCAUCGUCGUGCGGAUACAAGGAUUCGAAGGGGACCAGCAUACUCGUCACUGACCCGGCGAUUUGCCUGGGAUUAACGCCUUGCGAAGUGGCAACAUCGACGUGCACGGUGCUGCGAUCUUUUGCCGCUAAUGUCACUGGGUUCACCAAUAUCACUGCUGUCGGCAACAUGGGCAACUACAAGAACUCGUACCUCGCCAUCACGAAUGCUCCGUCCCUUGACCUUCGUGCAUUUCACGUUUCCGACGCCGUCGAAUACCUGAACAUUGAGAAUAUUGCGACGUUGGACUUGACGCAACUCCCGACACCCUUGCCGUCGACCAUGACGACUCUCCGCAUGGUCAACUGCAACCUGAAGGAAAUCCCUUCCGCAUUUCAAUGGCCCAACAAGCUCAACCGUGUAGGUCUCGACUCGAACCGGUUGACAACACUGCCAUCUUCCCUGCCCGAGAACCUCCAGCUUGUAGCUCUGCGGCACAACCAACUGACCAACUUGACGUGGCUGCCGGCUGGCCUUGGUGGCAUCAAUGUUUUAAAUAACUCGAUCCAGACCUUGUCAGGCGUCGACUGGCGGGACGUGACUUAUGUGGAGUUGGGGCUCAAUCCUCUCACGACGUUUGCUCACGUUCGGUUGUCGGCGGCUCGCCUGACCUACUUUGGCCUGUCGAACUGCCCCCUUACAAACUUGACCGUCGACGCUAGCUCGUUUCGAGCGCUCCGAAACCUGCCGCCAUUUUAUAUCAAUAGCCUCUCCAAAGCCACUGGCUACCGCAUCGUCAACACGUCCCUCGCCACGAACGUGACUGCGUGCCAGAGCCUGAACGGCACCGUUGAGUUUCCGUGGCCGGAUGCAGCCAACUUUUCCGUGUGUGUGGUGCUCAAUGCGCCAUUGUAUCAACGCCUACCAUGGGCUUUGAGCAGCCUGCUGUGGAUUGGGGCGGUCAUGGCGGGGUUGCUGGUGCUGGUCCUGGUGUGGGUCACGCAAAGGACUUCUCAAAGCCGCCGUCGCAAGUGGGGCUACAUUCCCCUGAAAAACGGCGCCAAGAAUCCAUUCAACGCUGUCAAGAUCACUGUGGCACUCCACCCACCCGUUGUCAUGUCCAAGUUGGAGGCACUGCGACCAUUCAAACUCAAACCCUCCGACGUCGUCACCACAUCCAAGUACCCCAUUGCCCAUGGUGUUUUCGGCGAAAUCUGGGGCGGGUUGUACAAGGACACGAAAGUGGCCAUCAAGCGAGUCAAGCAACCGCUGCCGAUGGCCCGCCCCAACGAUACGCCGCUUCCCCCCGGCCCUUCCUCCGUUGACAAGUUCAUCGACGAAGUGCAUCUCGUUUCCCAGCUCAAGCACGACCACAUUGUGACGUUCGUUGGAGCCAACUGGACGUCAAACGCUUCGGACUUGGAAAUCGUGAUGGAGUACAUGGACACGGGUGACCUACGUGCGUUCCUGGCCACCCAUUCUUCAGCCACGUACUCGUGGACAGAAAAGGCGCAGGUCAUGCGAGGGAUUUUGGCUGGGUUGUGCUAUCUCCACUCGCUGCCACUCGUCCACGGCGACUUAAAGUCCAAGAACGUCCUCCUUGACAGCCGCAAAGGAACCAAGUUGACCGAUUUUGGUGAAAAACCGACUAACUUUGCUGCGCCUUCCGUCAUGUUCCAGUGGACCGCCCCCGAAGUCCUCGCGGGUCGACCAUUUGACGUUGCCGCCGAUGUGUAUUCCUUUGGCGUGAUUCUGUCGGAAUUGAGCACCCACAUGCUCCCGUACGCUGACAAGAAACUCCACGGACGGAAGACGCAGAGUCCUCAAGUCCUCAUGAGCCAAAUCGUGGCGGGAACUCUCCAGCCAACCUUUCUAGUCGACGCGAUGAUCUUUCCGUCGUGGGUGUACGACAUGGCAAUGCGAUGUCUGGCUUUAGACCCGAUUCAACGUCCCACCGCAGCGGACCUCGUAGCCUACGUCAUGUCACACCUAUGAUCGAUCGUGGUGAAGGAGUGUCGCUACCGGACCGAGUGCAGUUGAAUGAAAUCGAUUGCAUGCACA
This is a messenger RNA of Aphanomyces invadans, 2157 nucleotides long. Its product is annotated as serine/threonine protein kinase. The record is from RefSeq and is a predicted model, not a curated record. The transcript is spliced from 11 exons. Gene Ontology annotation, biological process: protein phosphorylation. Bases 34 to 2091 code for a protein of 685 amino acids. Lineage: Eukaryota; Oomycota; Saprolegniomycetes; Saprolegniales; Verrucalvaceae. Gene Ontology annotation, molecular function: ATP binding; protein kinase activity.